Plenodomus lingam JN3 is the source of this 114-nucleotide messenger RNA. The record is from RefSeq and is a predicted model, not a curated record. Lineage: Eukaryota; Fungi; Ascomycota; Dothideomycetes; Pleosporales; Leptosphaeriaceae.
AUGCCGUCUCACAACAAGACACUGACAGUGACCCCCCCUAAGGAAACCCAACCCUAUCCCCAACCCAACCUCUCCAUCCCCCUGGAAUUAAACACAGGACCUGCUGUCUCCUAG